Oncorhynchus tshawytscha (Chinook salmon) is the source of this 5052-nucleotide messenger RNA. It is a transcript of the gene camta2, whose product is annotated as calmodulin binding transcription activator 2. Gene Ontology annotation, cellular component: nucleus. NCBI's taxonomy places the organism in Eukaryota, Metazoa, Chordata, Actinopteri, Salmoniformes, Salmonidae. The record is from RefSeq and is a predicted model, not a curated record. Gene Ontology annotation, biological process: regulation of transcription by RNA polymerase II. Gene Ontology annotation, molecular function: transcription coregulator activity; double-stranded DNA binding; protein binding. Bases 211 to 4965 code for a protein of 1584 amino acids. The transcript is spliced from 25 exons.
AAUCUCACUCUCUCGCUGUCUCUCUCUAUCUCUCUCUCUCUCUCUCCCUCUCUCUCUCUCUCACUCUCUCUCUCUCUCUCUCCGGAGUGACGUCGGUGUUAAGAAGAAGAUGGCGGCGCCAGGAAAGGCGGAAGGUGUAUCGCAGUGUGGACCUCUGUGGUGUGUGAGUUGUGUGUAGUGCCGCUGGUUGGAGUGAGUCGACUAGUCAUCAUGAACAAUAAGGAGAGAGAGAGCACAAAAGAGUCAGAGAACAGUCGAGGCCAGAUGAAGGUGUUUCUGCCUAACAAGUUGUUGGAGCGUCUCCCUCAAACCACCUCCCUACCCAAGGAGAGACUACGAUGGAACACCAACGAGGAGAUUGCAUCCUACUUGAUCACAUUUGACAGACAUGAAGAGUGGCUAUCCUGCUCGCUCAAGACCAGGCCCCAGAAUGGCAGCAUCUUCCUGUAUAACAGGAAGAAGAUCAAGUACAGGAAGGACGGCUACUGCUGGAAGAAGAGGAAAGAUGGGAAGACCACCAGAGAAGACCACAUGAAGCUCAAAGUACAGGGCAUAGAGUGUCUCUACGGUUGCUACGUCCAUUCUUCCAUCGUCCCAACAUUCCACAGGAGGUGCUACUGGCUGUUGCAGAACCCAGACAUGGUGCUGGUUCACUACCUGAAUGUUCCGUCGUUGGAGGAUCAUGGGAAGGCGUGCGGCCCGUUGCUAUGUGCUGUUGCCGACCGCCGAGACUCGUUACGCUGGAGCCGAGACGAACUACUGGCCCAGCUCAAGCCUAUGUUCCACAGCAUUAAGUGGUCAUGUGGAGAAGGUUAUGGAUCAUCAGAGUUCUCUAUAGAACAACUGGCUCAACAGAUCCUGGAGUCUCAACAGACCAAACCUCAGCCUCGCACACACACCUGUCUCUGCAGCUCCACACUGGCGUCUCCUGGAGCUAACAUUCCCCACCGCUGUAACAGCACCAAACAUCGCAUUAUCUCCCCCAAACUGCCCGCUACCAGCCCUGCCCUGUCAGCCUCACCCCUGGCUGAGGGGGAGACAGGAGGGGGAGACAUCCCUGCAGGCGGCGAGAAGAAACCUUCCCCACACACACACCCUCCCCCCUCACACACACACUCCCAGGUAAAACUUGGAGGGUCUACCAGCCUGGUAGGGAGACAUGAGGGAGUCUCUUCCUCCCCCUCUCCCCCCUCCUCCUCCUCUUCCUCCUCCUCAUCAUCCCCCCCUCAGGCUCACCGCACAGCAACCAUCGCCGUCAGCAACGGCACCACCAACAGUUUCUAUGGUGACCAGCGGGGCCUGACGACGGUUGCCCUACCGCAGAAUGCGGUGAUCGUCAUGACUACGGCGGGGGUCAUCGGGACGCAGGGUGGAGGAGAGCGGGAGUCGAGUCUGUCUCUUACCCGUUCAGGUCAGCUGGUACUCUCCCCCGUCCCCCCUAAACCAGACACCCCCUCCCCCAACCCCACCUGCUCCACCCACCCCUCCCCCCCAACCCUGGGGUGGCUACUCUCAGCCUCACCCUCCUGUCCUCACCCGUUAUCCCUCCCUCCAUCCCUUUCUCUAUCCCUCUCUCCGUCCCACUCCACCCCUUCUUCCUCCCUCCCUCCAUCCCUUUCUCUAUCCCUCUCUCCGUCCCACUCCGCCCCCUCUCUCCUGCCUCUGUGUCUGGAAUCAGCGCUGGCCCUGGGCCCUCUGGGGGAGACAGAGGGGGAGAGGGGGGAGGCAGAUGGAGAGAGAGAAAGACAGAGGGAGGAGGGGAGAGAAGAGGGGCACCCGCCCACCAAACUGGCUCUCCUCCAGCGAAGCCAAUCCCCCAAACUGUCGUCGUCAGGGCAACACCACAGAAAAGCAUCAUCAUCGCUACUCCUGAUUCGCCACGAAACGCAGCAGACCUCUCCCACUCAGCAGAUGGCGCCCAAUCUGCAGCCUCACAGGCAGGACGGAGAGCAGCCAUUGGUCGUCCUAGAGCCCAAAGAGCUCCAGCAGCAACUCCCCCAACCCAUGACCUCUAUGCACUGUAACCCCAACCCCACCCUGACCCCGACCCCACUGACCCUGACCCAGAACCACCACUCUCAACUCCUCCUGCUGCAACACAGACGUCUUCAGAGUCAGGAGAGAGAGAUGGAGAAAGAGGUGGAAAGAGAGAGGCAGAGGGAGGUGGAAAGGGAGAGGGGGAGGCAGCUCUUACUCCUGCACCAGAGACUCAGCCAGCCGACUCCCUUAGAGUCCCUGUUUGCUAACAUCAACAACGUGGCUAAUGCAAACAUGGCUCUUUCGACUACUGUUAACAUGGACAGUACCAAUGCCACUAUGGAUAAUGUUAACAUGACCAAUAUGGCUAAUGGGCGGGUUAGAGUAAAGGAGGAGAGGGGGCGGGGCUACGAGGCAGAGGACACACCCAUGGACACGGGUCAAAGGUCGGAGGUCACGGAUGUCUCGGAGGAGCUAGAGAUAUCGUUCGACAGCCAGUUCCCUGACCUCAUCUCUGAGCUCAUCACAGAGGCCGACGCCCCCAACACACACACACACACACACACCUCGGUCCUCGUCCCAAACCCGGCUCCCACCAGCCUGUUCCCUACGGGGGUACGUUACAUGGUUCCUCCCCAGCCCUCCCCCUCCUCCUCCUUCCUCCCCUUCCCCCCUCUUCCCCCUAACAACGGGACUGAGCUACAACGCCUAGCAACCAUCACAGACUUCUCCCCCGAGUGGUCCUACCCAGAGGGUGGUGUGAAGGUGUUGAUAACAGGUCCCUGGUUGGAGGCUACUGGACGUUACAGCUGCGUGUUUGACCAGAGCACCGUCCCCGCUUCACUUAUUCAGCCUGGAGUACUACGGAGCUAUUGCCCUGCCCACGAGGCAGGAUUGGUGUCUCUUCAUAUAGUGGAGGACAGUGGGUCUGUCUCUUCGUCUGUUCUGUUUGAAUACAGAGCUAGAAACGCCUCGUCUCUACCCAGCUCACAGCUGGACUGGCUGUCCCUGGACGAUAACCAGUUCCGUAUGUCCAUCCUGGACAGACUGGAGCAGAUGGAGAGGAGGAUGGCUGAGAUGUCUGCAACCAACCCACACACACAGCCGCCGCCACAAUGCCAGCGGAUCAGCACACUCUCCCCACACACACCUCCGCCCGAGGACAGAAGCCAGUCAGGCCCAUGGUUUGAGAGGAGGAUAGUUGGAGUAUGUGAGAGGAUGAUGGAGGGAGGGAGGUGGAGAGGAGGGGGAGAAGAGCGCCUCGCUCACUCCAUACGCCACAGAGGGAUGACACUGCUCCACCUGGCCGCUGCACAGGGAUACACACACCUCAUCCACACACUCAUCCACUGGAGGAGUGUCAACAGUGACAGUCUGGACGUAGAGCAGGAAGUUGAUCCUCUCACCGUCGAUCAUUUCUCAUGCACUCCUCUGAUGUGGGCGUGUGCUCUGGGACACCAGGCAGCAGCCGAGGUUCUAUAUGGUUGGAACAGCCAGGCGCUCGGAAUUCCUGACUCACUAGGCCGCCUCCCCCUCGCAGUUGCACGCUCUCGCGGACACACAUGCCUCGCCCGCGCGCUGGAGGACCUACACACACACCGCCCCGACACGCACACACCCACAGAGAGGGCCGAGGAGGGGGCUCAGGGGGAGCAGAGGACCACCCCCACUCCACAACUCCCCCCCUCUCCACUGUCCACCAGUCCUGACACAGGUCUGAGUUCGUCCAGUAGUAUUCCCUCCCCCUCUCUCUCCCUCCCCUCCCCCUCUCUCAGCUCAGCCUACUCUAGUGGGUCUGUACCCCUCUACAACCCUCCUGACCCAAUGGAUACCUCCCCCUCCUCCCCUCUCUCUCCCCUGUCCUCCCUCCCCCUCUCCCCUCCCUCCCCCUCUCUCUCCCUCCCUCUGAGUCUGCCGGUAUGGGGCGAGGCCUGUGGAGGUUGUGAAGCUGGGGACUCUAGUUUGAACGCCGGGCCCAGAGACCCUCUCUUCCUCAUGGACUACGAACCGGCCCCUCCCCACUCCCCUCCCGGACCUCCACACUCACACACACCCCCGUCGCUCACACACACCCCCCGUCGCUCACACACACACACCUUCAAGGAGCAGGUGAGCUUCAAUGAGAAUGCAGAGAACGAGGAGGAGUUCCUGCCUGCUGAGGUGCAACAGGUUGACAUGGCAACGUUAGCAGAGCAGAUCAUCGAGGCGACUCCUGAGCGAAUCAAACAAGAGGAAUUGUCCAGGGGGGCGGAGUCACCGCUCAGAGAGAGGCGGGACAACACGGUGAUAUCCGACACAUUGCCCUGGUUGGCCACUUACCUGGACACUCACACACACUCCUCUCUGUCCAGAUGUGUGUACCCCCCCAUGUGUGUACCCCCCUCCCACCUCAGUACCCUGGCCCUCCAGAGGCUGCGGCCCCCCAGUAGUGUGGCGUGGGCGGAGUUCCUGAACGCCUCGGCCAAUGGGAGGAUGGAGAGAGACUUUGCUCUGCUGACUCUGACUGACUCUGAGCAGAGAGAACUGUACGAGGCUGCGCGCAUCAUUCAGAACGCCUUCAGACGAUACAAGGGUCGGAGGUUGAAGGAACAGCAGGACAUGGCAGCAGCCGUCAUCCAACGAUGCUACAGGAAGUACAAGCAGCUAACAUGGAUAGCUCUGAAGUAUGCUCUGUAUAAAAGGAUGACUCAGGCAGCGAUACUGAUCCAGUCUAAGUUCCGUAGUUACUAUGAGCAGAAGAAAUUCCAGCAGUCUAGACGGGCUGCGGUUCUGAUCCAACAGUACUACCGCAGCUAUAAGGAGUAUGAACGCCUCAAACAGGGACCCAGAGGGUCCGGAUCACACAAUCCAAAACUGAAGGGUUCCUUCCUGACUAAGAAGCAGGACCAGGCCGCUAGGAAGAUCAUGAGAUUCCUACGACGAUGCCGACACCGGAUUAAAGAGUUGAAACAGACUAAGGAGUUAGAGAGGAGAGGGCUUACCACCUAACUCCUCUUUUACCCCUCCUUCAUCCUGCCAUCCGCCACAGGAGAGAGCGAUGACUGAUGGAGAAGAGAGAGCAGCCUGUCUGCCCUC